Micropterus dolomieu (smallmouth bass) is the source of this 5524-nucleotide messenger RNA. It is a transcript of the gene ctdp1, whose product is annotated as CTD (carboxy-terminal domain, RNA polymerase II, polypeptide A) phosphatase, subunit 1. The record is from RefSeq and is a predicted model, not a curated record. NCBI's taxonomy places the organism in Eukaryota, Metazoa, Chordata, Actinopteri, Centrarchiformes, Centrarchidae. Gene Ontology annotation, cellular component: nucleus. Gene Ontology annotation, molecular function: RNA polymerase II CTD heptapeptide repeat phosphatase activity. Bases 236 to 3202 code for a protein of 988 amino acids. The transcript is spliced from 13 exons.
GCUGUGGCGACCCGUGUCGCUGCAGUGUUGCGCUUUCCUGUUUACGGGCGGGAAGAGCGAACAUAGCUGACUGUGGAAGCCACUGGGUUCAAAUCAGCGGCACAUUUGUUUUAAUUCUCCUUGAUGCUAAUGGUUUAUACGUUUUAAUGAUACACGGGACAUUGCGAGGUCUAGCGGACACGUUUUAAGUGGACUGUUUCUGAAAACUAAAGGAUUUUUGGGGAGUGCAGGGCAGAUGGAGGAUCCUCCAGCAGAUUCAGGCGGUGGAGGUGGCGGCGGCGGCGGUGCAGCGGCGGAGGGCCCCGUGAUGCAGGUGGCAGAUAUCUUUUGGCCGACCGGGGCUCUCCCUCUACGGCUUCUGGAGUGGAAAGUCAAACCCGGGACUCUUGUUAACGUGGACUCCGUGCUAGCACUGUGUGCUCCCAUACCUCAGGAGAAGGGGGCAGAGGGUGCCAGGCUGCCAGAGAAGAAGGUGAAAUCGGACCGUGCUGGAGUAGUCAAGGAGCUAUGCUGUCAACUUGGACAAGUCAUACCUCCCGGGGGCGUCAUCGUCAGAAUCGAAGAAUGUAGCCAUCCAAUAGUAAUGAAGGGUUUAUGUGCUGAAUGUGGUCAGGACCUGACUCAGCUGCAGGGCACGAAUGGGAACCAGCAAACUCCCAUCUCCACAGCAACCGUCUCCAUGGUGCACAGUGUCCCCGAGCUGAUGGUCAGCUCAGAGCAAGCAGAACAGCUAGGCAGGGAAGACCAGCUGAGACUGUACCGGAACAAAAAGCUGGUUCUGAUGGUGGACCUGGACCAGACGCUGAUCCACACCACUGAACAGCACUGCCAGCGAAUGUCCAAUAAGGGCAUUUUCCACUUCCAGCUGGGGCGAGGAGAGCCUAUGCUCCACACACGACUACGCCCACACUGCAAGGAAUUCCUGGAGAAAAUUGCCAAACUCUAUGAAUUACAUGUCUUCACAUUUGGGAGCCGCCUUUACGCGCACACCAUUGCUGGCUUUCUGGAUCCCGAAAAGAAGCUUUUCUCUCAUCGGAUCCUUUCGAGAGAUGAAUGCAUCGACCCUUUCUCCAAGACGGGGAAUCUUAGGAAUCUUUUCCCGUGUGGUGACUCCAUGGUCUGCAUUAUCGAUGACCGAGAGGACGUGUGGAAAUUUGCGCCUAACCUCAUCACUGUGAAGAAAUACAUCUACUUCCAGGGCACAGGGGACAUCAACGCUCCCCCUGGAUCACGGGAAGCUCAGAUGGCAAGGAAAGGAGGCCCGUCAAGUCGACCAGCAGAGAGCACAGAACCAGCGGGGACACUUGGUGCCGAUGAGCAAAAUAACGGCCCCAGGAAAAGGGCAGGAAAAGACAACAACAACAUUUCUGGAAAGGAAGAGUCCACAACACCUCAGUCUUCUCAGGGAGUACCAACAAAUGAACGGACUCACCCCGCGGAGGUUGCAGAGGACGUAUCAGGGCAAGGUAAAGGGUCAGAGACUGAGGCAGAGUCUGGGGUGGGGUCGAGGGAAACUCAGGUCGGUGACAGAACAAAUGUUAAGGAAGGUGAUAGCAACAGGACACUGGUCACACAAGAGGCACAGGACAGCGCAAACUCCUCAGCGCCGCACCACGAGUCCAAUAACUUAGACUUUGACCUUUCCAGUGACAGUGACAGUGACUCUAUUACAGAAAAGCCUCCCUCAUCAGAGAGCGAAAGUGAAGGCAAGUCUUGUCAGGCAAAGAAAUCUGGUCAGGGAGGAGUCACACAAGAGCUUGGUGAUGGUGAUGGGGCAAGGGAAGGGGAAACCAGCUCUGAUACAACAGAACCUUCAGGAGUUCUUCCCCCGGACCCCGAGCUGGGGAAUGGCUGCUCCGAUAGGAGAGAGCCAGAAACAGAGUCCCAGAAUAGCGAGCAAUCCGGGGUCACCAUGGGGGAGGAGCUGCUGGACCAGAGCAUGGAGGACGAGGACGAGGAAGAAGAUGCUGAUAACGACCAGGACGAUCACCUGAUCUACCUGGAGGAAGUGCUGGAAAGGAUCCACGCAGAGUACUACGCACGUUACGAGGCCUACCUGAGGAAGGAGGCCUCUGAAACGCCGGACAUCCGCAAAAUUGUCCCAGAGCUGAAAAGCAAAACACUGGAGGGCACGACGUUAGUUUUCAGUGGCCUGUACCCGACCAACUACCCCAUGGAGAGGACCCGUGAGCACUACCAUGCUAAAGCACUGGGGGCCAAAAUUGGGAAGAAUCUGGUUCUUAAUUCCCAAGAUCCGAGUCGGACAACACACCUCAUCGCAGCAAGAGCUGGCACCGAGAAGGUUCGUCAGGCACAAGGCUGCAACCACCUCCAUGUUGUCAACCCCGACUGGCUGUGGAGCUGUCUGGAGCGCUGGGAGAGGGUGGAGGAGCAGCUCUACCCGCUAAAGGAGGACUAUUCCAAGACGCCAAGGAGCAACAGUCCAGCGGCGAUCCCUGAUCAUGUGGGCUCCCUGCAGAAGCCUAUUUUCAACCCAGCUGCCAUCCAGUACAGGCCUCCACCUCCAGCCCCUGAGGUUCGGACCUACGACCCCGUCACAGGGAAGCUGAUCCGCAGGGGCCCUCAGCUGUCACGGCCGCUACCUUACCCCCAGGCGUCAGGGUCUUUAAUGCUCUCUGAUCACAGAGACCAGUCUUGUGUCAGGGGAACUUCAAAGGGUCAGCAGGACGGUGUGGCAGGGCCCAGCCAAGACAACGAGCAGCCAGGGCCGUCUCGUCGGAAACGACAGCCGAGCAUGUCAGAAUCUAUGCCUCUGUACACACUUUGCAAGGAGGAUCUAGACAGCAUGGACAAAGAGGUGGACGACAUCUUAGGCGAGGAGAGCGACAACGAAAGUGAGGGCAGAGGGAAGGAGAAGCCAGGCAAUGAGGAGGUGGAGGAUGAAGAGGAGGAGGAGCAGCCUGGACAGAUAGCAGGAGGAGGGCCCGGGCCUCAGGCGCUGAGCAUGGAGCAGAGGAUCCAGACACCAUCCAGUGAGACCAGUCUGCCCAGUAGUGUGCCAAGGGGCCACAAACGUAAGCAUGAUGAAGCCAAGGAGGAGGACGGUGACCAGAAUAAGGAGGAGGCGGAGGAAUCUGCCGACGAGUCUUCUAAAGAUUCCAAUGGGGAAGAAGGCGGCAGCAGCUCAGAGGCGGACGAGAUGGCCGCUGCCUUGGAGGCAGAGCUCAAUGACUUUAUGUGACAUGGAAUAUGAAGGGACUCAGUCACCGGAAAAGGGCAACAACUAAAGAAUCAGCCCCAGUCGCCCCUAUAAGUGGUACCUAAAAAUCCUAUUUUUCUGCUUUGGAGUCGGUGUGUGUUUUGGGUGUAUGAGCCAUGAGUGUGUGCUGUAAUAAAAAUGAAUGUCCUGUACAGAAAUGGCUUGUUGCUGUGUAAAUAAAGGCUUAGCUUUUUUUGUAGCAUUGAUAUAUGGCCUUUUUGGCAUAAAACACUUUGAUGUUAACAUUUUAUUUUACAAAAACAAAUUGUAGGAGACAUGAAAUUUGAUACUCUUUUUGUUCUGACUUUUUCUAUUUCAAUUUUUAUAUUGAUCAGAAAAAGAUAAAUGAAACUGCAAACUGUAAAUUCUGCUGGUCGUAUAUGCCAAAGAGUUUAGAGUAGGUUUGCCACGGCGUGCAGCUAAAUAUUUUACUCUGGACUUCCAGUUUUAUUGUUCUUUUGGCCUCAACAGUUUUUGGGUUUUUUAGGGUCAUAAAUGCAACCAGCAGAUCUAGACAUUUGAAUGUCGAGUCCUUUCUUCCUUUUAAUGGUGUUUGUACUUUUGAUAACAUAAUGCUUCCCAGUCUCUCUAAUAACCAGCCCCUUGGUGCACCAUCACCCUCAACAGCAUCCAACUUAACUCCCAGUUUAUGUUCACUUUCAUGUGUUUCAUUAAGUGUAAGCUCACCUUCCCCGUGUCAACCCAAUUCUACUAUUGAUAUUGUGCAGUUCAGAAGGACAGACUCUCUCACUCAGCCUCUGCUUAUAUACACUGGAGCUUUUACCCUGUUACGCCCAAGUUUUCCCACAUAACAAAGAUUUACUUUUAUUGUUACAUAACUAUGCAUUUUUUUCUGCCCAGGCUUCUGCCUCCACCCCAGAACAAUGGCCUUUUAUAGGUUCAAAUAAUAGGGAAAUUAUUUUAUAUAAUGUAAUGUUUUUAGAUAUAACAUGCACUCACUCUAUUGUCUGUUAAGUACAGCAUAUUAUUGAGUAUUGUAGCAUUUUCACAAGUUGUCUAACAUGAAAACAAUAGUGCUUUUAAUGGAUCAUGUUUCCCAGCCUUUAGUCUAUAUAUAUAUAUAUAUAUAUUUCUAAAUGAUGAUGUGCUGACAGUGAAUGCUGUAAUCGCUCCCUGGAUAAUGGUCAGAGGCAAUGUGUAUAUGAGUAAAUCAAGCACUGCAUUUAUUUAAGACACCGGGGUCACAGUUGGACGUCAGGAGAGAUGCCGGGCAUACAGAGUGCAGGACUAUGAGAACAGUGACCGGGUUUUUGCAUCCUGAGUCCUGUCUGUGGUUAAGGUUUUGGCGACAGCAGCACUUUGGUUAAGGUUCGAGAAAGAUUGCGAUCUCGGUUAGAUGCUAAUAAACACGCUGUCUUGUGUUUCGAGCCACUUAGGAUUUUAGGCGUUUAGACCGAAAACAGCUGCUUUGGUAAAUGUGUGUGUACUGGUGAGAUAAUUUGACUAACAGAUCCAAUUAAAACACUGCUCAGAGGUUUAGAAACUAAAUUCAUCAGUAGAAAGUAUGGAGACAAAAUAUCUGCAUGACUAGAUACCACAGGAGGUAAGUGCUUCUUUUUUUUUUUGGUCAUUUUGGUGAACAGACCCUUUAAACCUGCAUGAGGCAAGUCUCAAAUUUACCCAAAUGACCCCCCCACACACACACCCCUAAACUAAAUGUUUGUUUGUCUAAACCCAGCAGUGAGCAGAGAGAGCAGCUCCCCAGCACCUCUUCCCUUUUGUGGCCUUUGCUUUAAAGCAACCUGGGUGGUGAAUAUGACUGUGCUGUGUGCACUUUACUAACAUCAAACUUUACAGCAUUUCUGUGGAGAGCAAACAGUUCCGAACCACCAUCACGCUCAGUUGCCUCUAAUGGCGCAUAUUAUGUUUUACCAAUGUUACUUAUAUUCACCAUACAUGUCUGCCGCGUUAUCUAGAGUGGAGGCCACAGCACUGAGUCUGUUUUUGUGUCAUUGACAAGAGUUUCAAACCGUGAAAUAUGUUCCUUCCUCCACAUCUAGCCUAUAGAAAUUAAGGAGAGCAGCUGUCUGUUUGAAUAUCUGCCCAGUAAAUGAUACCCUUAACCACUACAACCACCAAAACAUCAAGAUAUUUCUUUUUACAGUGACCGUCAUCCCGUUUUGUUUGUGUUGAUGGUGGGGUGUUUUUUUAUUUUGUUUUGUUUUUAUUUUAAAUCACGGGUUUCAGUCAAACAACUGACAUGUAAAGUAUAUGUAAAGUCUAUUUCCUACUUGAUCCCUCAGAGAAAAGAUACUUUCAUUAAAUAAAAAUGUUUCUAAGUAA